Messenger RNA from Lindgomyces ingoldianus, 1503 nucleotides. Its product is annotated as amino acid transporter. The annotation marks the transcript as partial. The record is from RefSeq and is a predicted model, not a curated record. Gene Ontology annotation, cellular component: membrane. The transcript has 6 exons. Gene Ontology annotation, biological process: transmembrane transport. Lineage: Eukaryota; Fungi; Ascomycota; Dothideomycetes; Pleosporales; Lindgomycetaceae. Gene Ontology annotation, molecular function: transmembrane transporter activity.
AUACUUCAGCGCUACAUCAACCUGGCUGCCAUUGUCAAUUUCGGCUUCACUCUGCAAGCUGGAUGGGAGACUGUCGGUCUCACUUUACAAUACGUCUUGUACAAUGGCGGCCCAGCGUCACUCGUCUACGGAGCCAUCCUCGCAGGUGUUGGGUCCACUGCAAUUGCUACCUCUCUAGGAGAGAUGGCGUCAAUAGAUCCGACAGUUGGCGCUCAAUAUAGAUGGUCGGCUCGUUUUGCGCAGAAAUGGCCAGAGUUCUGGGGUUUGAUGCAAGGUAUGUCUCGCCAACCAUUCCUGACCGCAAUCCUAGGUUGGGUAACUGUGUUUGCCUGGAUAUUCAAUGUCGGGGCUAGCUUGUCUAUCCUGUCGAACAUGGUACAAGGCCUUAUCCUCUUCCACGACCCGAGCUACAACCCCAAGCAAUGGCAUGGGACAUUGUUCAUGUAUGCAUUUAUCGUUAUCCCAGUCCUUUUCAACCUCGUCCUGCGAAGAACGCUCAACGCCCUCGAGAUUAUCGGGGGUAUCUGUCACGUUCUGUUCUUUAUUGUUGUGAUCACUGUCCUGUCUGUUACGGCUGAGCGUAGCUCCGCCGGGUUCGUCUUUAAAACUCUUACUCAUAAUGUGAGUGGCUGGACCAAUCCCGGUGUUGCUUGGUGCCUGGGGCUUCUGACGACGGUGUUCCCCAUCACCAGCUUCGAUGGUGUUCUUCACAUGAUUGACGAGACCAAGGAACCGCGGAAGCGAGUUCCAAAGUCCAUGAUAAUCUCCGUCGUUCUGAAUGCCAUUAUGCAGUUCGCCUUUGGCAUCUGCAUAUUGUUCUGUUUCGGUGAUUAUGAUACAGUGGCUGCAUCAGGGCUACCUCUAGUUGAGAUUUACUACGGAGCGACCAAGUCUAAGGCCGGCGCAACCAUCUUAGUUCUUAUGCAUGCCAUCAUCUUCCUGAUCUCACUCUUCAACAUAUUCGCCUCGGUGUCGCGCUUAGUAUGGGCUUUCGCUCGGGAUAAAGGACUUCCUUUCUCAAAAACUUUCACCUACGUUCACCCCACGCUCCAGAUUCCGAUCCCAGCCUUACUCCUCGUUGCCUUCACAUGCGCUGCACUCGCCCUCAUCAAUAUUGGAUCGACGGUCGCCUUCACCGCACUCGUCUCUCUUCCUACCGUAGCGCUCUACAUAUCAUACUUUAUCCCAAUCGCUCUCCUUACCCUGCGUAAACUAGCGGGUAAGCACCCGAAAUAUGGACCAUUCAAGCUCGGCCGCUGGGGUCUACCUAUCAAUCUCUUCUCUCUCGUGUACAUCAUCUUCGUCCUCAUCUGGAUUCCGUUCCCGCCUGGCAAACCGGUGACGGCUAAAACUAUGAACUAUGCGGGCCCCUUGUUCCUUGCGGUCAUUGUGUUUGCGCUUUUGGAUUGGUUUACUACGGGCAAGAAGAGGUUUGUUGUACCGACGGGCGCGAUUGAUCUUCCAGAAAACGAUAAGGAAAUCGUAGAAAACAGGCAUUUGUGA